AUGAGGGACAAGUACUCCAGCGACUCCUUCGCGCCCGCCAACCGUACCCUCAGCGACCCUUCAGGAGCUUGCGCCGUCUUCAAGCUGGCGGGCACCACCGAUCGGAGAUCCUCCUCUGGGGGGUUUCUCAAUCGCGUCUUUGGAGGCAAGAAAGAGAAGGAUGCAGACACGGACAACGCGCCCCCUCGGAUCAGCGCUGACAGCAACCACACUACCCCCACCUCUCCUGGUGGCAGCAUUACAGUCAACACGAAUGACCUGAGUCCCAAAGGCGAGAGCAGGAAACCAGCAGAAGACCCCGCCCCAUCACCUACGGCCGACGCGAAGAAGCGCCGGAGUAGUAGCGCCAAAGCCAAAGAGAUAUUCACCCAGGCCAAAAACUCGCUGAUCCAUGGCGACAGGGACGGCCCUCAGACGCCCAUGCAGAAACUCUCCAAGACAGAUCCCGCCCUCAGUGUGCCCCAGGGCUCCCUGAAUAACUCGGCCGGCGAGUCGCAGCCUACUCCCAACUCCUCUUUCCUGGUAGGUGUGACGGAAGACAAAAACAAAAAAUGCCGUCGCACUAUGGAAGACACUCAUGCAUAUCUCUACAACUUCCUCGGCACCCCAGCCCCUGUGCUGGCCUCGGCCGAUAGUUCACUCUCCAAAAAGAGCUCGCGGGAAGACAAGAAUAGCUUGACGACGAUCCCCUCAGACUCUGGGCAGCAUGUCGUCGAGACGGAUAAUGGAUAUUUCGCCAUCUUUGACGGCCACGCGGGCACUUUUGCUGCAGAAUGGUGUGGGAAGAAGCUGCAUGUCCUUCUGGAAGAUCUGAUGCGCAAAUACCCGAAUACGCCGGUCCCGGAACUGCUUGAUCAAACAUACACCUCUGCUGACAACCAGUUGGAGAAAUUGCCGCUCAAGAACAGUGGAUGCACUGCCAUUACUGCGGUCCUGAGGUGGGAAGACCGCGUGCCUACCAACCACUCCGCGACAGGGUCGCAGGCCAUUGCAAGUCUGGCAGCAGCGGCCGCCAAGGAAGCAGAAAAGAACGAGAAGAAUAGCGAAGCGUCGAAGGAUGCCAAAGACUCGACUCCCCGAUCGAACUCCACUGCUGAGGCGGCAGCCGCAGCGAUCCAAGAAGCCAAGCAGAAAGCCACCCGACAACGAGUGCUCUAUACCGCUAAUGUUGGCGACGCUCGCAUCGUGCUAUGUCGGAAUGGAAAAGCCCUCCGUUUGUCUUAUGACCACAAAGGUAUGGAUGAAAAUGAGGGACGAAGGAUAUCAAAAGCUGGUGGCUUGAUUCUGAACAAUCGAGUGAAUGGGGUAUUGGCUGUGACACGAGCAUUGGGCGACUCGUAUCUAAAAGACCUGGUCACCGGGCACCCGUAUACGACUGAGACAGUGAUUCAACCUGAUCAAGACGAGUUCUUGAUCCUGGCCUGUGAUGGGCUAUGGGAUGUUUGCUCAGAUCAAGAGGCGGUCGAUCUCGUUCGCAAUAUCCAAGAUCCGCAAGCUGCCUCCAAGAUCCUCGUAGAUCACGCCUUGGCGCGUUUCUCCACCGACAACCUGUCAGUAAUGGUUGUUCGCUUCGACCCGCAGAAGCUGCAAACAAACACGAAGAUGGACAUUGGAGUCGAAACAGAUGCCAACAAAGACAAGUUGGCCAUCAGUGAAGUGGAAAUGAUUGUUGGCGAAGCCCGACGACAUUCUGGCGUUGCCCCGGAAGGCGCCGUUUCGGAUCAGGACUCGGAAGAGCUGAUGCAGACCGUGAUCAAAGAGCAGGAAAAUGAAGACCAAGAGGCGGGACCCGAAUAUACGCCAGAGGGCAGGCCCGAAGCAGAGAGGAUAUUGUCCGAAAAGAAGUCGGAGCAAGUACAGAAUGGAAGUUGA
Molecule: messenger RNA, 1872 nt
Organism: Cladophialophora carrionii CBS 160.54
Lineage: Eukaryota; Fungi; Ascomycota; Eurotiomycetes; Chaetothyriales; Herpotrichiellaceae
Exons: 3
Coding region: 1-1872 (623 amino acids)
Biological process (GO): protein dephosphorylation
Molecular function (GO): cation binding; protein serine/threonine phosphatase activity
Source: RefSeq, a predicted model, not a curated record